Molecule: messenger RNA, 255 nt
Organism: Thermothelomyces thermophilus ATCC 42464
Lineage: Eukaryota; Fungi; Ascomycota; Sordariomycetes; Sordariales; Chaetomiaceae
Exons: 1
Source: RefSeq, a predicted model, not a curated record
GAAGAAUACCUAGAAUACCUAUAUAUAGUUUAUAAAAUCCUUAAUAAGGCUUAUAUCUAUAUUAGCGCUACUAAAUCCUUUAUAGGAUACCUAGCUAUAAGACUCCUUAGGUAUAUUAUAAACGGCAAAGGUAUUGCUAAAACUGACGACUAUUUUACUACCUUUAAGAAGCUAAAGUUUCUAGAUACUCUUAAUAGCUUAGUGUUACGAUUUAGCUACAUAAGGCAACCUAACAAGGCAUACGGAACCAAUUAG